CAUUUUCUGCAUAAUCUCUCCUCUCUCUCUUUCUCUCUCCUUUGCAGAUUUGUAAGCAAAGAAGAGAUCAUCCAGAGAAAAGCCAAGGAAGAGACUAGUAGUCUAGUUUCUGUCCUCAAAUCAUCCUUUUAUCCCCUUUGUUAAUUUCCUCACCAGCUCGCAACCACGGCGUUCGAAAACGAAUCCACCAGGGAGAUCACCUCUCCUGGAAGAAAAAUGGGUAGGGGAAAGAUUGAGAUAAAGCGGAUCGAAAACAAGACCAAUCGGCAGGUUACCUUCUGCAAGCGGCGAAACGGCUUACUCAAGAAGGCUUAUGAACUCUCUGUUCUCUGUGAUGCUGAGAUUGCUCUUAUCGUCUUCUCCAACCGUGGCCGUCUUUAUGAGUAUGCCAACAACAGUGUUAAAGGAACUAUAGAUAGGUACAAAAAGGCAUGCUCAGAUUCCUCAAAUACUGGUUCUAUUUCCGAGGCCAAUGCUCAGUUCUACCAGCAAGAAGCUUCUAAACUGCGUGCCCAGAUUAGCAAUUUGCAGAACUCUAACAGGAAUAUGCUGGGUGAGUCUCUGAGCACUUUGACACUCCGAGACCUCAAGAAUCUGGAGGGUCGUUUAGAGCGAGGCAUUAGCAGAAUCCGAUCCAAGAAGAAUGAGCUGUUGUUUGCUGAAGUCGAAUAUAUGCAAAAGAGGGAGGUCGACUUGCAUAAUAGUAACCAGUACCUCCGAGCCAAGAUAGCUGAGAAUGAAAGAGCCCAUCAGCAACUGAACUUGAUGCGAGGGGGGUCUGACUAUCAGCUCGUGCCCACUCAGCCAAUGGACGCUCGAAACUACCUUCAAUUCAAUGGGCUGCAACCUAAUGAUCAUCACUACUCUCGACAAGACCAAACACCCCUUCAGUUAGUUUAAUAUGUUUGAAGGGACAGUCUGUGCUACAGCAAUGUCCGGGAAACACUAAGAAACAGACAUCAACUUUGCUCAAGUAGGGGGUCUUUAUACCUGAUCUGGUGGUGUUUUGGUUUCUUGGGGAAGUCGUUAGAAUCUCGUGUUUGGCAUUAGAGACAGUAUAUGUUUGCUAUGUCUCAUGCAUGUGUUGUGAUGUUUUCAACUUAAAUACUAACAUAUUUAAUAACCCUAAUUUGUGCUAUUAAUUUUUCUUUCUUUUUGUUCUUUCCA
Cornus florida is the source of this 1167-nucleotide messenger RNA. RefSeq names its product floral homeotic protein AGAMOUS. Gene Ontology annotation, cellular component: nucleus. Gene Ontology annotation, molecular function: DNA-binding transcription factor activity, RNA polymerase II-specific; RNA polymerase II cis-regulatory region sequence-specific DNA binding; protein dimerization activity. The transcript has 9 exons. Gene Ontology annotation, biological process: positive regulation of transcription by RNA polymerase II. Lineage: Eukaryota; Viridiplantae; Streptophyta; Magnoliopsida; Cornales; Cornaceae. The coding region runs from base 217 to 900 and encodes 227 amino acids. The record is from RefSeq and is a predicted model, not a curated record.